Molecule: messenger RNA, 693 nt
Organism: Arabis nemorensis
Lineage: Eukaryota; Viridiplantae; Streptophyta; Magnoliopsida; Brassicales; Brassicaceae
Source: the annotation of a GenBank genome assembly
AUGCAGAGAUCAUCUUUACGGUUUCUAAUUGGGCAGAGCCGACGAGGGUUUUGCACGAGCUCCGACAAGAUCGUAGCUUCGGUGCUUUUUGAGAGAUUACGCGUCGUGAUACCCAAACCAGAUCCUGCUGUUUACACAUUCCAGGAGUUCAAAUUCAAUUGGCAACAGCAGUUUCGUCGUAGAUACCCUGAUGAGUUCCUGGACAUAGCUAAGAACAGAGCCAAGGGUGAAUACCAAAUGGACUAUGUACCUGCUCCAAGAAUUACAGAGGCUGACAAGAAGAACGAUAGAAAGUCGUUAUACAGAGCUCUUGACAAAAAGUUGUAUCUUCUCAUCUUCGGUAAGCCAUUCGGAACUACUAGUGACAAACCCGUAUGGCAUUUCCCUGAAAAAGUCUAUGAUUCUGAGCCGACGCUUCGCAAGUGCGCGGAAUCUGCUUUGAAGUCAGUCUUAGGAGACCUCACUCACACAUACUUUGUUGGAAAUGCUCCAAUGGCUCACAUGGCAACACAACCUACAGAAGAAACGCCUGAUUUGCCAUCUUACAAGAGGUUCUUCUUCAAAUGCAGUGUAGUAGCAGCUUCUAAAUACAACAUAAGCAACUGCGAGGAUUUCGUGUGGGUAACAAAAGACGAGCUUUUGGAAAUCUUCCCUGAGCAAGCUGAAUUCUUCAACAAGAUGAUCAUUAGCUGA